Messenger RNA from Oncorhynchus tshawytscha (Chinook salmon), 1146 nucleotides. Its product is annotated as glycolipid transfer protein. Gene Ontology annotation, molecular function: ceramide 1-phosphate transfer activity; ceramide 1-phosphate binding. The record is from RefSeq and is a predicted model, not a curated record. Lineage: Eukaryota; Metazoa; Chordata; Actinopteri; Salmoniformes; Salmonidae. Gene Ontology annotation, cellular component: cytoplasm; cytosol; membrane. The transcript has 3 exons. Bases 1 to 489 code for a protein of 162 amino acids. Gene Ontology annotation, biological process: intermembrane lipid transfer; ceramide transport.
AUGGUAAUAUUUUCCUCCCAGAAAAUCCGAGGUGUGUUUGACAAGGACCCUGCCAAGUAUGCAACUCUACAGCAGAUAGUGGAGGCAGAGAAGGAGACACAUGGCACAGAGUGGCCCAAAGUAGGAGCCACCUUGGCCCUAACGUGGCUCAAGAGAGGUCUCUGUUUCAUCCAGAUCCUGCUGCAGAGCUUGGCAGACGGAGAGAAAGACGAGAACAACCCUAACCUCAUCCGUGUUAACAUCACCAAAGCCUACGACCAGACCCUGAAGAAAUACCACGGCUGGCUCAUGCAGAAGAUCUUUAAGGCGGUGUUGCUUGCAGCACCCUACAAGUCAGACUUUAUCAAGGCCCUGUCAAAAGGUCAAGAGGUCACAGAGGAGGACUGCAUGGCUAGUGUACGCCAGUGCCUCGUCAAUUUCACAGCCACUGUGGAUGCCAUCUAUGAGAUGUGCACAACGCUGAAUGCAGAGCUGGACUAUAGCGUGUGAUGUUGUCCCCCAAACCGGACUGCAGCAGCAUCCUGCUUGUUACUUUCUUUGCCUUCUGUUUUUUGUCCUUUCUCUCAGGUGAUUGAUGGGACAUUCCAUCUUUUGAGGGUUGAGGAUUCUAUUUCAAAGAAGACGUUUUCAUCCGUGGCACCAUUUUGAUUAUUACUUUUCUGUCCCUCCUUUUAAAUCCCUCCCUACUGAAUGUUGAUAGUUUGGCCCAUGAUGAGUUGCUGCUGGACAGAAAGUGGCAUAUUCCGUGUUGAGUGUUUUUUUAAAAUUCGUACACGUCUAGCACAGCUCUUGGUGCAGUCUGAUGCUGUUACACAUGAUUCACCACAGGUAAGAGACAUUCAGAAGUGAUAUCCUGAGAUCUGGUCAGUGUUACUUUAAUACAGCAUCUCUUUCUCUGUGGGAGGGGAGAAUAUUCCUGCUAUUGAUUCGCAUUGCACAUGACUCAUAAAAUUCCUACUGUAACUCUGCCAAGAAAUGUGAGAUAAUGCCCUCACUGCCUGGUAGCUACUGGGAAGUCAACUAUCCCAUGCCUUUAAAGAUUAGAACCACCAUUAGUGGUUUUAGUGACUUCAAAUCACAUUUUAUUAGUCACAUGCACCAAAUACAACAGGUGUAGACCUUACAGUGAAAUGCUUACUUAUGAGC